AUGACCCAAGUAAAGAGACCAGUGGAUGUGUUGUUGUCGUUGUUGCUGAAGGACAUCCGAACAACGGGCUGUAUAUCUGUCGAAGUCAGUAAUAACGCGCCCAUAUACUUGCUAGCCACGAAACGAAGGAAAAUGGGCAACACGCCCUCCACCUCCGAAACCGCGAAAAAGCUCGUCCGCGACCGCGCCCUGACCCUCCCCCUAGGCUCCAAAGUCGAACAGCUCUUCUACGAAGACUUCGAUUCCACUUCAGACACAGCCGAGUCCAGCAGAAAAGCCACCGCCGUGUCCAAAAGGAAACAAAGCCGCCUCUCCACCCCACAGCCGUUGGACAAAUGGGCUCCGAUAUCGACCGCGUCGACGGGGUUCAGCGACCCGGCGCAUUUAUCCAAGCAGCAGGCUCGACAACUCGCUCAUCCGCUGCAUAAUAUCCCCGAUAAACCACUACCGGCCGGACCACCGGUUGGCCCAGGAACAGAUUUCUUCCUCUCGCCGUUGGAUGCGCUCUCGAGGAGUUCGAGUGGGAGAGGGGAGGAGACGUCGACGUCGGAAGCUUCUACAUCGUCGAAGAAACACGAUUCCGGGACGGCGACGGUCGACCCAACCACCGCAGCGGAGCCCACAGAGGCCGUAGAAGCUCCUCCGAAAGUCUCGAACGAAACGAUCCCGUCCUCCUCCACGUCCACGACGUACUCGGCCGCCGAGGGAUCGCGAUGGCAGGAGCGGAUUUCGAGGAGAAUCGCAGACCGGAAAGUCAGCGAUGGGGUCAAAGCCGGGUUGGAGAGGACGGCGUACAUGGGGACGACGAAGCUGGCGGGUGGUGAGAAGGGAGCUAUAUCCGAGGAGGAAAGAGGGGGAGGGUGA
Molecule: messenger RNA, 864 nt
Organism: Zasmidium cellare ATCC 36951
Lineage: Eukaryota; Fungi; Ascomycota; Dothideomycetes; Mycosphaerellales; Mycosphaerellaceae
Exons: 1
Coding region: 1-864 (287 amino acids)
Source: RefSeq, a predicted model, not a curated record